AUGUCCUCGCCCUCACCCUCCUCCCCCUCCCCUCAAGCAAUCAUCUUCGAGUCCCCCUACCCCCAGCCCUUCCUCCCGAACUCGAGCGUCUUCCACUACCUUUUCCCGGACAUUGUCGGCGCCUCCCCCCUCCCACCCCUCGACCCCGCCCUCCCAGCCUACAUCGACGGGCUGGACGGCCGCGUCCUCUCCCGCGCCGAUGUCGUCGACGGCGCCCUCCGCCUCGCGACGGGCGUUCGUGGCCUGGGUGCGAAGCGCGGAGACGUCGCGCUUCUUUGGGGCCUCAACUCGCUCGAGUGGGCGCGUGCGAUCUACGGGUGUUUCGCUGCUGGUUUGACGGUGUCUCCGGCCAACGGCGGAUACUCCGCCCGCGAGAUCGCCCACCAGAUCAACGAUUCGGGCGCCUCCAUCCUCUUCAUUUGCCCCACCCUCCUUCCCGUGCUCGAGGAGGCGCGGCCGCUGCUCAAGCGCGCGUUCCCCGCCGAGCGCGUCGUCCUGCUCGCGCGCGAGACCGUCCCCGCCGCCCGCGCCCACCUCACCGUCGGCGACCUGCUCACCUCGGAGCCCGGACAUGCCGAGCGGUUCGACGGCGUCGACGCCCACUCCACCGCCAUCAUGUGCUACAGCUCGGGCACGACUGGCCUGGCCAAGGGCGUCGAGACGACGCACCACAACCUCACGUCCGAGCUGCAAGCUCUCAACGCAGGCUCGCGGCAGCUUGUUUCCGGCGUCGACGUCAUCCUCGGCGUGCUCCCCUUCUCGCACAUCUACGGCCUGGGCAUGAACUUUCUCCAGCCUGCCGCGAAGGGGUGUCCCGUCGUCGUGCUGCCGCGCUUCAACGAGAUCCCGGCGCUCGAAGCCAUCCAGAAAUACAAGAUCACGCACGCGCUCAUUGUGCCCCCCAUCGUCGUCACGUUCCUCAACUCGAAGCAUGUGCCGAACUACGACCUUUCGUCGCUCAAGACGGUGGUAAGCGGCGCGGCGCCGCUCGGCGGCGAAAUCGCCGCGGCGUUCGCCAAGCUCAUCCCCGGCGUGGUGAUGCUGCAGGCGUACGGAAACACCGAGACGUCGCCCGUGGUGAUGACGGCGCACGCGGACGAGUUCGCGUCGACGCCCGGCUCCGUCGCGACGUGUGGCAAGCUGCUGCCGACGUACCAGGCGCGCAUCGUUGCGGAGGGGCGCGACGUCGGCGUCGGCGAGCGCGGCGAGCUCUGGGUCCGCGGCCCCACCAUCAUGAAGGGAUACCUGAACAACCCGGGGGCGACGGCCGCCGCCGUCCUCCCCGGCGGGUGGUACCGCACCGGCGACGUCGUCGUUGUCAACGCCGACGGAUGGUACGCGGUCGUGGACCGCGUCAAAGAGCUCAUCAAGUACAAGGGCUUCCAGGUGCCGCCGGCCGAGCUCGAAGCGCUGCUCUUGCAGCACCCCCAGGUCGUGGAUGCGGGGGUUAUAGGGAUCUACGAUAGCGCGCAGGCCACCGAGCUGCCGCGCGCAUAUGUCGUCGCGAGCGAGAAGCUGGACGCGCGCCGCCAGGCCGCGCUCGGCAAGCAUGUCGCCGAGUGGGUCGCGGCCAAGGUCGCAAACCACAAGAAGCUGCGCGGCGGCGUGCGUGUCGUCGACGCCAUUCCUAAGAGCGCGGCCGGCAAGAUUCUCCGCAAGGAGCUCAGGUUGCUGGCUGAGGCCGAGGCGCCGAAGGCAGAGGCGCGGUUGUAG
Messenger RNA from Cutaneotrichosporon oleaginosum, 1713 nucleotides. RefSeq lists its product as uncharacterized. NCBI's taxonomy places the organism in Eukaryota, Fungi, Basidiomycota, Tremellomycetes, Trichosporonales, Trichosporonaceae. Gene Ontology annotation, biological process: secondary metabolic process. Gene Ontology annotation, molecular function: CoA-ligase activity. The record is from RefSeq and is a predicted model, not a curated record.